This is a messenger RNA of Apiotrichum porosum, 4554 nucleotides long. RefSeq lists its product as uncharacterized. The transcript has 2 exons. Gene Ontology annotation, biological process: positive regulation of establishment of bipolar cell polarity regulating cell shape. Bases 1 to 4554 code for a protein of 1517 amino acids. NCBI's taxonomy places the organism in Eukaryota, Fungi, Basidiomycota, Tremellomycetes, Trichosporonales, Trichosporonaceae. Gene Ontology annotation, molecular function: protein binding. The record is from RefSeq and is a predicted model, not a curated record. Gene Ontology annotation, cellular component: plasma membrane of growing cell tip.
AUGCGUCGCAACCCACCAAGACGCCGCUUAGGCGCAUUCGCCGCCGCUGCGUCUCUCAUCCCCGCCGCCAUCGCGGCAUCAACACCCGCACCCGCAGACCUCCCGGCCAUCGACUUUGGUCGCAUGGGUAGCGUGGGUCUGGGUGGCGCCUUUGCAGGCCUCGACUGGUUCUCAGCACAGUCGCCCUUUGCAGCUUCCUCGUCAAGCUCGUCCUCGUCAACAUCGUCAUAUUCUGCGGAUGGCGGGACACUGGUUAUGCGCAACGCCGACGGAUCGUUCACCCCUCUCGGUGCAACAAACACGGGCGGCUCGAUAAACGCCAUCUGCUGGGCGUCUUCUGCAGCCUCGUCGUCCGACUCCUCUGCGAACAAUGGCACGCUGUACAUUGGCGGCUCGUUCACGUCCGUGGGAUCCACCUCGUCUUCCAACGUCAUUGCAUACGAUAUUUCACAAGGCAAGUUUGUCGCCAUGUCAGGCUUGUCAGGCCCCGUCGAGUCGCUGUAUUGCGACGAUUCGCAUAGCGAGGUCUGGGCGGGAGGAGUUUUCUCCGCACCAGCAGGAAGUGGAGCAAACGUUGCAGUAUGGUCAACUGAGACAUACGCUUGGACCGCCGUGCCGUUUGGCGGCCUCAACGCCGCGGUCGAGUCCAUCUCGGCCAGCGCAGACGGCAACAGCUUGUACUUUGCAGGCCAGUUUACCACUCAGUUUGCGGACAGCGGCACAGUGUCGACGGUAGCCGCGUUCCGCAACCUCGCAUCCGUCUCGCUUGCCCCAACCGACACUGUCACAACCGGCAACUCGGGCUACUUUGCGCCAUACACUUUCACCCAAGGUGGAGUGGCCAUCUCGGCCAGCCCAACAACAAGUCAGGCCAGCUACGACAGCGCCGACGUCCUGCUCUGCAGCGGCGCAGGCACCUGGUUUGCCGACGACGACACCACGUCCGAGAUCAACCUCAUCGCCCAGUCCUACCUCUCAGCAACGGGCGUGCGCAUUGCCAAUGGUCAAGUCGAUGGCCGUGCAACCACCGGGUUUCAGCUCACCACCCUGCCCGAUGGGACCCUCCGCACACUCACCUACACGGACCCCUCGACUGGUCAGAACGCGACGUGCUCGGACAACUGCCCCCUUUCUGUGCUCUCGACUGUCGCAGCGCAGGAUUUCAUCUUUGCCGACGGCUCGCUCACCAUUACUGGUGUGCAGAUUGACAUUAACGAGUGGCAGGGAGACAGCGCCGCGCUCGAGUAUGUGCAGCUUCUCUCCGAGGGCGUGUACGCUUCGUUCCAGACCGGAACGGACGUGUGCAGUAGCAACGCGACCACAUCACUCGGCUCGGUCCUGGCAGUGACCCCCCAGGCCUCGACCGUUUUGGCUGUUGGCAACUGGGAGGCCGCCAUCGCCGACUCGAGCGCCGACCCCGGUAUCCAGAUCAACUACAUGAUGGCCCAAGUCAACGUCGACGCCGUCUCGACCUCCGACACGCAGCUCACCCUCUACCCCUACGUCGGCAUUUCGGGCUACUACCAGGUCUACCUCCAGAUUCCCGGCUGUGCCAGCAUUGGUGACUGCAACCAGCGCACCAGUGUGACCGUCUUCAUCUUCCCUCAGGAGGGCGGUACCCCGUACUCGAUCUCGGUGGAUGAGAACGUGCAAGACGACACAAACGUUCUCAUCUAUUCUGGCCUUGUGGAUGCCUCCACUGCCACCUUUGGGCCUACCAUCACCGUGUCCCUCACCAACCCCAACGCCAUCACUGGCGACUCGUACAUUAUUGUCGCUAGCGGUGUCCAGAUGACCUUCAGCGGCCCGGCAGGUACUACCUCGACUGUCACUCCGCCCACUGUUGUCAGCACGGGUUCGCUCAGCGGGUCGUCGGCGGCUUCGGGCGCUGCGUCCACCGGAUCGGCAGCCGGGACCGGGGGCACAGCAUUGGCCGGCACCCAAGGUACUGGAAGUGGCACAGCUGCAAACACCGGAUCGGCGACUGGACAGACUGCCGGUACGGCGACUAGCGGUACUGCGAUCGUCUCGACGUCGUCACCUGUGUCGACCUCGGGCAUCUCUACUACGUCCACAUCGUCCACAUCGACCACUUCGGCCUUGCCUUCCGCCACGCCGAUCCGUGUCGCGUUCGGUGUUUACCAGUGGACUCGUUCCUCCAAUGUCAACGCCACCUCUGUCCUCGCCAACUCGACCGAGUCGACCCUCACUCAGCUUGGUUUCGCCCUCGACUCUGCUUACAAUGCGUCGUCAACUAAAGACUUUAGCGUCAACGCCGUCACGUCCGCCAACGACACCAUCUUUGUCGGCGGCAAGUUUUCGACUUCUACCUACGCCAACAUCGUUGCCGUGUCGAGCGCUGGCGCUUCUGCUGUCGCAGGCCAGGGUCUGAACGGCGACGUCAACACCCUGGCUACCGUCGGCAACUACGUCUACUGUGGCGGUGCCUUUACUGGCAUUCAGCAGAGUGGCACCACUCUCCAGUACCUCGCUCGCUACGAUCCCAAUGUCAAGGCUUGGGCUGCCGUGGGCGGCGGUGUUGAUGGCCCCGUCGAGACUAUCGUACCUCUCACCAGUGGCUUUGCGGUUGUGGGCAACUUUACCAACGUCAUCGACGCCAACGGUUCGACUACCUCAACUGGCGGCUACGCUGUGUACAAUACGUCUACCUCCGCCUGGAACACAGGAGGCAUCAUCUACGGCACGGGCUCGGCUGGUACUGCUGGCGGUAACACGACGUUCAUCGCUGGCUCGUUCACCGGCUCGUCCCAGAACGCGGUCAACGGUGUUGCAUCGCUCACCACAAACUCGGACGGCAAGGCUGCAAUCAGCAGCAUGCCUGGCGUUUCCUUCUCGAACAACGGCUCGGCUUCGACAUCCACCUCGAGCCGCCGUCGCUCCCUUACUGCCCGUCUCCUGUCGCACGUUCGCCGCAGCGUUAUCGACGCCCACCUCGUGGAGCGUGCCGACGCCAUUGCCAUCCCCGAAGAACCUGCUGCCGCCCCGGCCACCCUCGCUGGCGCGUACUGGACAAACACGUCGGCGUCGGGCAGCCCCACUGUCACCAUUCUCGGUGGCAACUUUACCAGCGGUUCGAACAUUGCUGGCCUUGCCUUUGAUAGCCCCAGCGGCAUGACUGGCCCUGGCAAGCCUGUUUCUGGUGUCGUCCGCGCUCUGGCCGUAGUCGACAACGAGCUCUUUGUUGGCGGUACCAACGUCACCGUCAGCGGUGUUGGCUCGGGUAUCAUCCUGUACGACCUUGCCAACAACUCAUGGUCGGCCAGCGGCAUGUCCUCGCUCGUGGUCUCGAACAGCGGCGAGGUCAACGUCAACGCGAUCAAGAACCGUCUCGACACCAAGACCAUCGUCGCCGCUGGCAACUUUGAGUCGGCCGGCUCCUUGCCCUGCCCCGCCGUCUGUUUCUGGGACGUCUCCUCGCGCCAAUGGCAGCGGCCUGGCAACAGCAUCUCGUCAGGCGAGGUGCGCUCCAUCGACUUUGGUGAUGCCCAGUACGGUACCCUGGUUGCUGGUGGCUCGUUUGUCCUGGACGGUACCAACGUCUUUGCGGCUAGCUACUCGUUUGCAAACAGCACCUGGCAGGCCCUCGGUACCCUCCCGGGACCUGUGACCUCCAUUGCCGUGGACGACAGGAACCUCACCAACAUUUUCGCCACUGGCUACGCGUCUGGCGACUCGACACCUUACCUCCAGCGUUGGGACGGCUCGUCCUGGUCGGAGCAAAACUCAUCCGCCCUCGAGUCUGGCACCGUGAUCCAGAACCUCGCCUUUGUCCCCGUCAAGGACACGCACACUGCCCAGGGCUCCAUUGAGUCUGACCGCAUGCUCAUGGCAUCGGGCAACGUUUUCCUGGCGCAGUCGGGCAACGUCUCGUCCGCCCUGUUUGACGGCCAGUCGUGGUACCCAUACCUGGUUGGCUCGACCUCGACUGGUACCCUGGCUGCCGCUUCGUCGCUCUUCUGGUCCGAGCAAAAGUUCAGCUUCUCCCUCGUCAAGUACCUUGCUCGCGGCCUGGUGGUUCUCGUCGCCAUGGCCAUCGCCACGGGUCUCAUCCUGUUGCUGGUCCUCAUCAUCCUCCUUGCCGCCUACUGCAUCCGCAGGCGCGACCGCAAGCAGCAGACGCCUCCCGACCACUACUCGGAGAAGGCCCACAGCGAGGGUGACGUCUCGUCGACACACCAGCUCAUCCACGACUCGGUCCAGACUGCCCUCGAGCGCUCGCUCCUCCCCGGUGCCGCCGCGGGUGCUGGUGGCCUCGCUGCCAUCCAGGGUUCGCGCCCCGAGUCCGGCGACAGCAUCUACCACGAGCCCGAGGACCACGCCAACCCGGCGCUGUACGACGACAAUUCAGACGAGGGCCGCGAGACGGUCAUGCGCUACGACUUUUACGGACCCGAGCUGCAGACGGGCGAGCUCGCGAUGCGUGCUGGCCAGCGUAUCGUCGUCCUCGACGACGAGCAGAGCGAGGAGUGGUGGUACGCCCGUGACCCGGCGACAGGGCGUGAAGGUGUUGUUCCGGCGACCUAUGUGCUGUGA